Messenger RNA from Condylura cristata (star-nosed mole), 4434 nucleotides. It is a transcript of the gene PZP, whose product is annotated as pregnancy-zone protein. The record is from RefSeq and is a predicted model, not a curated record. Gene Ontology annotation, cellular component: extracellular region. The transcript is spliced from 35 exons. Gene Ontology annotation, molecular function: endopeptidase inhibitor activity. NCBI's taxonomy places the organism in Eukaryota, Metazoa, Chordata, Mammalia, Eulipotyphla, Talpidae.
AUGGCAAAAGACAGAGUUCCUCAUUCAUGUUUUAUAUUGCUGUUCCUUGUCUUGUGUUCUACCAAUGCCUCAGACUCUGCAGAACCGCAGUACAUGGUGCUGGUCCCUUCCUUGCUCCACACUGCGGCCCCGGAGCAAGGCUGCCUCCUUCUGAGCUUCCUGAAUGAGACAGUGACUGUGAGCGCUUCACUGGAGUCUGCCACGGGAAACCAAAGUCUCGUGACUGACCUCGUGGUGGAUAAGGACUUAUUCCAUUGUGUGUCUUUCAUUGUCCCACGUAUCUCAUCCUCUUCAGAGGUGGCAUUCCUCACUGUCCAGAUAAAGGGACCAACACAAGACUUCCAGAAGAGGAAGACAGUUCUGGUAAAGAAUGCUCAAAGUCUGGUCUUUGUCCAGACAGACAAACCCAUCUAUAAACCAGGACAAACAGUGAAAUUCCGUAUUGUCUCCGUGGAUGAAAAUUUUCACCCCCUAAAUGAACUGAUUCCACUGGUAUACCUUGAGGACCCCAAAAAAAAUCGAAUUGGACAGUGGCACAGCCUCCAGCUGGAGAAUGGCCUCCAGCAGCUGGCCUUUCCCCUCUCAUCCGAGCCCACCCAGGGCUCCUACAGUGUGGUGGUGCAGAAGGAAUCGGGCAAAAGGAUAGUGUACCCCUUCACCGUGGAGGAAUUUGCAUUAGAGAAUAUAGACAUCCUUCCUCAGUUUCUGGUUUAUUUCUUAUGUGACAGAUACACCUAUGGGAAACCUGUUCCAGGAUUUGCAACUAUAAACAUUUGUAGAAAAAUAUUUCAGACUAUUUCUGCGUGUCAAAACCAGGAGCUCUGUGAGGAAUUCAGUGGCAAUCUCAACAGCAAUGGCUGCAUCACCCUACAAGUAAAAACAAACUUGUUCCAGAUCAAAAAUACAGGUUAUGAAAUGAAACUUAGAGUGAACGCCAAGAUCAGAGAAGAGGGAACAGACCUAGUACUCACUGGAAAUGGGACCAGUGAAAUCACAGGAAUUGUAACCAAACUCAAGUUUGUGAAAGUGGAUUCACACUUUAGGCGAGGAAUCCCCUUCUUUGGACAGGUGAUUCUAGUGGAUGGGAAAAAUAUGCCCAUUCCCAAUAAACUUAUCUUCAUUUCUGCAAAUGAAGCAAAUUAUCUUUCCAAUGCAACUACCAAUGAACAUGGUCUUGCACAGUUUUCAAUCAAUACUACCAACAUCUUGGUUAACAAAUUUUCUGUCACUGCUUACCUCCAGCAACCUAACUUCUGUUUUAACUAUGUAUGGGUAAGAGAAGAACACCUGCAAGCGCAGCACUAUGCAAGAAAUGUUUUUUCUUUGAGUGGGAGCUAUGUUCACCUGGAACUCAUAAUUGGCACCCUACCCUGUGGCCAAAUACAGACUAUCAAGGCAAACUAUAUACUCAAUGGGCAGGCCACUGGAGAGCUAACAGAGCUCACUUUCUAUUACCUGAUCAUGGCUAAGGGAGGCAUCGUCAGAUCAGGAACACAUGUUCUGCCUGUAGAGCCAGGAGACAUGAAAGGCAAUUUUUCCUUUUCCUUCCCUGUGGAGUUAGACAUUGCCCCCACAGCACGAAUGUUCAUCUUUACCAUUUUACCAAAUGGAGAAGUUGUGGGAGAUUCACAGAGUUUUGAGAUUGAAACCUGCCUACCCAACAAGGUGGACUUGAGCUUCAGUCCAGCACAGAGUCUCCCGGCCUCACAUGCCCACGUGCAAAUCACAGCUUCUCCUCAGUCCCUCUGCGCCCUCCGUGCUGUGGACCAGAGUGUGCUGCUCAUGAGUCCUGAGAUGGAGCUUUCUGCAGCCUCGGUAUAUAAUCUGCUAACAGUAAAGGAUCUCACUGAUUUCCCUGAAAACGUGAAGCAAGAAGAAGCAGCAGCAAGUUGUACUUCUCAUCGUAAUCUGAUUCAUAAAGGAGCUGUCUAUGUUCCCUUACCAAAUCAUGAAGAAAGUGAUGUGUAUAGCUUCCUGAAGGGUAUGGGAUUAAAAGUAUUCACCAACUCUAAGAUCCGGAAACCAAAGUCAUGUUCGGUGAUGUACACACCCCAACCAGGAGGAAUGGCUCUAAUGUAUGAUGGUAAAGAACAAGUUGCUUUUAAUUGACAAUUCAGCCCCCAAUAUGACUCAUUUGAUGGGGUAACUAGACCUCAUAAUAUACAAAGUCCAGAGCCAGUAACUGAAACAAUAAGGAAUUACUUUCCUGAGACCUGGAUCUGGGAGUUAGUGGUGGUAGACUCAUCAGGUGUGGCUGAAGUAGGAGUAACAGUCCCUGAUACCAUCACAGAGUGGAAGGCAGGAGCCUUCUGCCUGUCCAAGGACACUGGACUUGGUCUCUCUCCUCCCGCCUCUCUCCGAGUCUUCCAGCCUUUCUUUGUGGAGCUCACAUUGCCCUACUCUGUGGUCCGUGGAGAGGCCUUCACCCUCAAGGCCUCUGUCCUAAACUACCUGUCCACAUGCAUCCAGGUCCACGUGCAUCUGGAAGCUUCUCCUGCCUUCCUAGCAUCCCAAAACCAAAAGGGGGAGGAAUCUGAUCGUGUCUGUGCAAAUGAGCAGCAAACCUUGUCUUGGACAGUAACUCCGAAAACUCUGGGGAGUGUCAACUUCUCAGUGAGUGCAGAGGCCGUUCAGUCCUCAGGGAUGCAUGGAAAUGAGAUUGCUGAGGUCCCUGAGAUAGGGAGGAAAGACACAGUCACCAAAACCCUAUUGGUGGAGCCUGAAGGCAUUGAGCAGGAGAAGACUUUCACCUCUAUGACCUGUGCUUCAGGUACUGAAAUAUCUGAGCAGUUAUCCCUGAAGCUCCCACCAAAUGUGGUGAAAGAAUCUGCCAGAGCAUCUUUCUCAGUUUUAGGUGACAUACUAGGUACUGCUAUGCAAAAUACUCAGAAUCUCCUCCAGAUGCCCUAUGGUUGUGGAGAACAAAAUAUGGCUCUAUUUGCUCCUAAUAUCUAUGUCCUGAAUUAUCUGAAUGAAACACAACAGCUGACUCCCGAGAUUAAGUCAAGGGCUACUUACUAUCUCGUUAGUGGUUACCAAAGACAGCUGAACUACAAACACCAAGAUGGGUCCUACAGCACCUUUGGGGAGCGAUAUGGCAGGAAUGAAGGCAACACCUGGCUCACAGCUUUUGUACUGAAGACUUUUGCUCAGGCUCGAUCUUACAUCUUCAUUGAUGAAGCACACAUCACCCAAGCCCUCACCUGGCUCUCCCAGAAGCAGAAGGGCAAUGGCUGUUUCCAGAGCUCUGGGUCACUGCUCAACAAUGCCAUUAAGGGAGGAGUAGAAGAUGAAGUGACUCUCUCUGCAUAUAUCACUAUUGCUCUUCUGGAGAUUCCUCUGCCACUCACUCACCCUACUGUUCGCAACGCCCUCUUCUGCCUGGAGUCUGCUUGGAACACAACAAAGGAGGGGUCCCAAGUGAGCCACAGCUACACCAAGGCAUUGCUGGCCUAUGCUUUCGCCCUAGUGGGAAACCAAGAUGGCAGGAGGAGAGAGAUACUGAACUCUCUUGAUAAAGAAGCUGUGAAAGAAGCCAACUCUGUCCACUGGGAGCGACCUCAGAAACCCAGGGCACCAGUGGAGCCUUUUUACCAACCCCAGGCUCCCUCUGCUGAGGUGGAGAUGACGUCCUACGUGCUCCUUGCUUACCUCACAGCCCGGCCUGCCCCAACCUCUGAGGAGCUGACUACUGCCACCAGCAUCGUCAAGUGGAUCACAAAGCAACAGAAUUCCCUUGGGGGCUUCUCCUCCACCCAGGACACAAUGGUGGCUCUCCACGCCCUGUCCAGAUACGGAGCAGCCACUUUCACCAAAUCUGGAAAAACAGCACAGGUGACCAUUCAGAAUUCACGGACCUUUUCUACCAAUUUCAAUGUAGACGACAACAACCUCCUGUUACUACAGCAGGUCUCAUUACCAGAGCUGCCAGGAGAAUAUGCCAUAACAGUGACUGGGGAAAGGUGUGUGUAUAUUCAGACAUCUAUGAAAUAUAAUGUUCUUCCAGAGAGGGAAGAUUCUCCAUUUGUUCUGGAGGUACAGACUCUGCCCCGAACUUGUGAUGGACCCAAAGCUCAUACCCGCUUCCAGAUCUCACUGAACAUCAGUUACACAGGAAGCCGUGCUGUCUCCAACAUGGUGAUUGUUGAUGUAAAAAUGGUAUCUGGUUUUAUUCCCUUGAAACCAACAGUAAAAAUGCUUGAAAGAUCCAGCCAGGUGAGCAGGACAGAAGUGAGCACCAACCAUGUCCUCAUUUAUGUGGAACAGGUGACAAAUCAGACACUAAGCUUCUCCUUCAUGGUUCUCCAAGACAUCCCAGUAAGAGACCUAAAGCCAGCAAUUGUUAAAGUCUAUGAUUACUAUGAGACAGAUGAGUUUGCUAUUGAGGAAUACAUUGCUCCUUGCAGCACAGACACAAAACAUGGAAAUGCCUAA